AUGAGUGCAACUCAAAAUCUUUCCUUGGAGGCUGGGGGCACUCGCAUUCCUCUUCAGGCUCGUAGUAUACUAAAGAAGUCAGUGAUUUCUACCCCUUCUAUACACCGUAGGGUAGAAACAAAGAGUCCAGCACCAGUGAUAACUACGAAUGUCCGUGAUAACCCGCGCAACGUUUAUAAUAGGAAUGAUAAACCCAUAUUGGAACCUACAAGAAGAAUCUUUCCGUUGGGUCCUGGCUGUAGUAUUCGAGAAUCUAACACCUCAAGGUUAGAAAAGGUGGGGGAUAGUAAUAACAGAAAUACUAUCAACGAUAACAAUAUCAAUAUUAACAACAUCAAGAGGAACAAAGGUAAUAUUGGUGGUUCCAAUGACGUCAAUGAACAGAAUAGCACUAAGAAAGAAUCUAAAGGCGAAAGAAACCAAAUAUCUCCACAUCCAUCUGUACAACAACCAUCAAUAUCUAUGGAAGAUUCUCCAAACAGGUCUGAGAGUACCACAGGACUGGUUUCUUUGAUGUCUCGUCGAUCGUCUUCAUCCUUACUGAUGGCAAUGGAUGAGUGGCACGCUCAGCCACCGCCCAGACCUCGACGUCCUCAAGCACCUAAGGAAGAUUCCUACCGAAUACCAGCACAGUUUCUUUCCCUACGGGUUAGACGUCGUGCUGCUAUUGUUCUCAGUCGUUGGUGGCGUUCUAGGGGGGAUCGUGAGCGGGCACGACUUCUUCGUGCUGUCGAACUUGUUCAACGAGUAGGACGUCGUUACUUGGUUGUAUUGAGAUUAAGAAGAAGAAAUACUAUUCGUAAAGAUCAGGGCGCAUCCUUCGCGCGUAGCAUAAUGUUACGUGGUGGAGUUUCUGCACUUUUAAAUUCCGUAUUGGGUGCGAGUAUCGAUCGUUUACCUGAUGAAGGCUGGGUUCUACCAUGUGAUGAUGUGGAUGAUUUGCUUAAUCUAAGUCGCUCCGCUCCUUUAAAAUCACGCAUGAACGCUUCUAGGUCUUGCAUAAAAAGCCACAGUUUGGCCCCUCGCGCCUUUGCGAAAAGUGUUCGUAGUACUCGCAUUGUGAACUUUGAUCUUGGUGACGCCCCUGCCGCCGUAUCCCGUGCUGCACUUGGGACCUUGUAUGAUUCCUCCAUCGCGGAUGUUACUCCCCUCAUCCCAGCUGAUCAGGAUAUAAUACCAGAAAUGCCCAUGCUGGUCUCGCAUGAACGCAUCAUCAAGAAACCUCUACCGCCGCGACGACUUUCACUUAUUUCAUACACAGAAGAAGCUGUAAAGGAAGAGAGAAAACGCAAUGAAGCAGUGUGCUGUAUGCUCAAUGGAUGCACGGCACUAGAGCCGCUGUCUGUAAAGGUGGCACGCGUGUCAGGCUCCGUUAAUGUCGCGGAUUUGGGUCCAUGGCGAAGAGAUAAGGCACAGAGAAGUACUGUCGCACGUUUAUGUUGUAGAGUGUCACCAGUGUGA
This is a messenger RNA of Trypanosoma theileri, 1461 nucleotides long. RefSeq lists its product as uncharacterized. NCBI's taxonomy places the organism in Eukaryota, Euglenozoa, Kinetoplastea, Trypanosomatida, Trypanosomatidae. The transcript has a single exon. The coding region runs from base 1 to 1461 and encodes 486 amino acids. The record is from RefSeq and is a predicted model, not a curated record.